This is a messenger RNA of Medicago truncatula (barrel medic), 1597 nucleotides long. RefSeq lists its product as uncharacterized. The transcript is spliced from 4 exons. The record is from RefSeq and is a predicted model, not a curated record. The coding region runs from base 96 to 1334 and encodes 412 amino acids. NCBI's taxonomy places the organism in Eukaryota, Viridiplantae, Streptophyta, Magnoliopsida, Fabales, Fabaceae.
UUCAGAAAAAAAGCCUGACACUUCUAUAGUUUAAUAGUUGAUACUCUUCCUACUAAUUACACUUGCACAUUUCUCUUCAAGUAUUUGAGAUCAACAUGAGGUUUUUAUCUCAAGAUUGGAUGCUUUCAUGGGCAAUCUUAGUACUAGUGUUGGUGUCAUGCACACCAUGCUUAUCAGCUACUAAUAGAAAUACCAAAAACAAUGUUAAAUCAGCUGUUUUUAUGUCACCUAAGAUUGAAUUAAGUCCAGGAUCAAUUUCAAACAAAUUCUAUUAUGAUGUUGAAUUUCCAAGGGGUCAUAUUGCACUCAAAAGUUUUAAUGCUGAACUAGUAGAUGAAUCAGGGAAUUCUGUACCUCUCCAAGAAACUUAUCUUCACCAUUGGAUUGUUCUAAAAUACCAACAACCUAAAAAUGUGACAAACAAUAACCAAACAGAUAUUAUUAUGGUGAGAAAUAAUGGAUUAUGCCAAGAUGAUAUUCUUGGACAAUACUAUGGCCUAGGGGCUGAAACUAGAGGCACAGAUACAUAUAUUCCUGACCCUUAUGGAGUAGAAAUUGGUAAUCCUUCACAAAUUCCUAAAGGGUAUGAUGAAAAAUGGAUGAUCAAUGUCCAUGCAAUUGAUACAAGGGGUGUGGAAGAUAUAAUGGGGUGUAUUGAGUGUAAAUGUGACCUAUAUAAUGUUACAAUAAAUGCAUUAACUGGAAAACCUUUAAGUCCAAAUUACAAAGGAGGUUUAGGAUGUUGUCCUGAUAAUGGUCAAUGUAGAUUGAGGAAAGGCUUUUUGGGCACUAAACAUGUCCUUUACCUAAAGUAUACAAUUAUGUGGGUUGAUUGGGAUGAUUUUGUGGUGCCAGUUAAGAUUUACUUACUUGAUGUGACUGAUGAUUUAAAAAUAUCAUAUAACCCUAAUGGAAUGAGCAUCAAACAUAAUUGCAAGGUUGAAUAUCAAGUUAAACCUUGCACCAAAAGCCAUGUGAAUGGUAGUGGUUGUGUUAAUAUCAAGAGAACAAGUGUCCCAAUAAAAACUGGUGGUUAUAUAAUCUACAGUGCUGGUCAUCAACAUGUAGGUGCGAUUAGAUCAACUCUAUAUGGACAGGAUGGGAGGGUUAUAUGCAACUCAGUCCCAAAAUAUGGAACUGGAAUGGAAGCAGGAAAUGAGAAAGGGUAUGUUGUAGGAAUGUCAACUUGUUACCCUAAACCAGGUUCUAUCAAGUUAUUUGAUGGUGAAAUUUUAACACUAGCAAUUGUCUACAAUAAUAGCAUAAUGCACACCGGAGUAAUGGGACAUAUGUAUUUCUUGGUGGCAGAAAAACUACCACACCAUCAUAUGUGACAUUUAAUCCUGCUUAAGAUCAUGUUAAAAGUGGAUUAAGGACUAUUUUGUUUGUCUGAAUAAGUGGUCAGAAUGAGAUGUUGUAAUGGCAAUUAGUAUUAUAUCUUGUACUAGUAAUUGCAACUUUAGGAUAAAUCUUUUGUUUGACCUCAUUGUUAAUGUAACAAUCAGUGUAAUACAUUUAUAUUUUCAGUCAUAUGUUGGUGAAUGGUGAUACUUUGUAAAAGAUUUAUACUAAGCAUAUUGAUGCGUUAUUUCAAAGA